AUGGUUCAAGAGGAUCAGGCCCUCAAGAUGAUAGCAGAACUUGAGUCCUGUAGGCUGGCAUCCUUCCGUGAGGAGGUUCAGAAUCUUGAGUGUCACAUUGAGGCUCUCGGAAGCCCCUUGGACCCAACCAAUGCGUGGAAGCGAGUGAUUGCAACUGGCGGAAGGAAGGAAGUUUUGCAGGCUCUAAUAGCGCAGCCCUACCUUGCAGAAACCUCCGAGGAAGUUGUUGCAAGGCUGGCAGAGGAUUUUGGCGGUUGUGAUGAAGAAACCGGAAGGCAACUCCUCAAGGCUCUUCCUCUCAGAAGGUCCAAGCGUAGAUCCCUGCUGAGCUCGAAAACGUGGCUAGUCCAUUUGUGUUCUGGAAGAACCAAGCCUGAUGAUCCUCUCCUUCAUUGGUGUGACGAGAGGAACAUUGCGCUGUUGAAUGUUGAUCUUAAUGAGCCGGGAGGUAAGGGCUGGGACCUUACUAAAAGGAAUGCAGUAUGGCGUGUGCUUAUGUGGGCAGCGGCCUCUGGAAGAGUUGCUGCGGUGUUUGCGUCGCCCCCUCGAAACCUGAGGACAGGGAGUGAAGUCCUGUGUAUCCAGGAUCAGGUGUUGUGGUCGCUUGCUUCCGUUGCUCGGGGUGUGGGAGUGCCGUACGUGAGGGAAGUGCGCGCCGAAGAAUGGAAAGACCAUCAAGCCUUCCUCAAUUGGUCAGGUUCCAAGGUGACUACCCUUAACCAGGCUCCAGCGGAUGGUGAACAUCCAAGGGCCACGUGCCUGUUGUCAAAUCUAAACUUAGGAGUCCUUGGGAAUCUGAGUGUGCCGGAUAAAGAGGUUAAGGCUAACGGUGCUUUGGGUUGGUCAAUGGGACUUCGAAGGCAUCUGGCCAGCGCACUUUCUGGCAGACCCGCGGGAGUGACGUGCGAAGUGUUGGAUAGCAUCAUUCGCUCCACCAGUUGCGCGGAGCUUCAUGCCAAGGAGCAACAGCACUUGGACGAUUUGGAGGAGGAACGGUUGAAUGCGAUGUUUGAGCAAGAGAGCGUGAUUUCUUCAUCUGAGGAGGAGUCAGAGGAUGAAGCACAGGCGGAGGUUUUAAGGGAGAAUCUAGACCUUGAAGGCCUAGAGGUCAAGGAGGUGAAGGACUUAUCGGAAACAGACCUUGAAGGCUGGAGACGUCACUUGCUUAGCGGGCAUGUACCAUAUCGCCGUGAUUGUAGGCAAUGUGUGGAGGGCGCUGCUCUAGGCACCUUCCAUACCCGUGUAAGGCAUCCCCGGAUGUAUACCUUGUCAAUAGACCUCUUUGGCCCAGUUCCCGUGGCUGAAGCGGGACGUGACGAAACCUGCGUCACCGGGAAGUGUACUUUGAGGUAUGGGUUGGUGGGAGGAGCAUCAAUAGAAGAACAGGAUGAUGAGAUCCAGUCCCCUGUCCCGGAACCAGAGCUAUUUCCGGAAUUGUUUGAUGGGGACUUGGAAGUUCCUGUGCUCAGCGCUGUGGAACAAGAUAAGGUCGGAACCUCGCUGUUUGAUACUGAUGCAGAGGUUCUUCAUACCGUUGAGAACCAAAACUGGGGCGGAGGUAACGGAGGCGGUUCAGCAGAUGCCCUGAUGGAACGGUGGACAGAGGCGAAAUAUGGAGCACCGCAUCGGACCAUUCCGAAGGGCCAUGUGCUCAUUACCCCCUCUGGAAACUUGGAGGAGGAAGGUCCUGAGGAGCCACCGCUGCCACCACCUGAAGAGCCACCUCUACCCUUGGGGACUAUACCAAUGGUGCCUUCCGUCAAGUUGUCCAUGCAUUGCAGGAAACCGAACGGCCUUCAGCAGAUAGAAGAGGAGAAUUUGAAGGUCGAGUCUGUAACCUCAACAAAGGGAAUUGAUCGAAACGACCCAGCGGUCAUGGAUUGUAGCCUGUCCACGAGUGUAGUCGAGUUUGAUGCUCGCUUACCGCAUGCCGUGCAUAAGUUCCCAGACUGGUUAAUAGUGGGAUACACUCCGUUAGGGACCGCAAAGAUUCCUUUGAGUGAUCAGGACUUCUUGAGGGAGCUGGGUUUUCGCUACAAGCCCCAGGAGGAGACCGUGGCUAGUGUCAGGGCAGUAAGUUGGAACUCCGAUUCCCACGAGGAGGAAGGUGAUACCUCUUCCAGUGAUGAUUCUGGACCACCGCCCCUAGAGCCAAUAACCCCAAGGUCUGAAUGCUCCUACGGCGAAGAGGAACAAGAAGACUCAGUGACGCAACCAGUGGGAUGGGAUGUAUCCACCAACGGGGUUCGCGUUCAACCAGCAUUGAACCUUGAGGAGACUGACUUCUAUGAGUACUUAGUUGAGAGGGAUGCUGAAGCCGCAUAUCAAAGGUUGACAGCGCUUGGGGUUCAAGAGGCUAGUGAUGAGGGAAUACAUCCUGCCGGCACAGUGAGACCGGAUGCCCCAAACCUAACGGCGCUGACCACUGGGGAAGUACAACUCAUUGAUAGGACAGAGCAAAGGUGGAUCGACUAUUGUGACCGCCCCAUCCAAGAAGGGUUAGUUCCGGCGCCGAUCGGUUUAGCUUCGUCUAGUCAGAGCCCACAGGUUACGCCUCCCUCAGCACACCUUUACCUUGACGGUAGUGAAUACCAUCACCCGUCUUCAAAGCCAACUGCAUCCAGUUCCCUGUCGGAAAAUACAGAGGUUACAACACCUCCGUUGGAGGUUGGACCACCUGAUGAUGUGAUCGAUACUAAUUCCUCUAUCCCUCCAAGUGGUGCCAUCUUUGAGGUGGACUUGAGCACGUAUGAGGACUACGCGGAAUAUUGCAUGCACAUGCAAAGUGUUUGGGAGCAGUUUGAGGAUGCGACCGUUGGAGAUGCUCAUGGACAGGAGGAGCAGGAAGAGGUUACCGAAACUCUUGGUACUCAUGACCCUGAGUCUACCGAGACCUCCGUGUACCAAUGCAAGGUGGUCUCAGCGCUAGUUGUGCACAAUGUGUCCCCGGCUGAAGUUAAGAAACAUUUGGAAGCGUGGACCCCGGCAGCAACAGCCGAGGUAAGUGCAUUAGAAGGGAUGCGGGGUAUCAAGAGGUUAAAAGGAAGGGAUGCCCUGAGGGCGGCGGCCGCACCAGGGACACAGAUCCUUCCCGCGAAAACCGUCUUCACUGUGAAACCAGGUGGUGAUGGUAGCCUGUACCGUAGAAAAUGCAGGGUGGUAGGAUGCGGCAAUUACGAAGAGAAGGAUCCUUCACUGGAACUCUAUGCGUCCGGAGUGCCGUCUGAGGUACUGCGUGCAAUCCUGAUCGAGUGUGCCGUGCGUAAAUUUCUCGCAUUUAUAACGGACGUGAAAAACGCAUUCCUCCUUGCCCCGCUACCAGCAGAUAUGAAUGGAAAAAUUCUCCUCAGGCCUCCCAAGGUCUUGGAGGCUAUGGGAAUCACUGAACCGAAUGAAAUCUGGGAGGUCUGCAAGGCCGUGUACGGCUUAAGACAGUCCCCUCGCUGGUGGUCUGAGUAUAGGGACAGCGUGCUGCGCACUGCUACUUGGAAUGGCGUGUCGGGUUGUGAAGCUGUGGUGCUCGCCCAGAGUACUGAGGCAAUGCUGGAGAUGGUUGACAACAGAGACCUGGACGUGGAUCAUUGCCCAGGUGAUUACCAGCUUGCAGAUCUCCUGACCAAGGGCUCCACACUUCUUGCCGUGUCUGGAGUAGGCGACGCAGAAGACGCUAUCCUGAACAACGACCAAGCGGAGUUGCCAGAGGAAGGUCAGGCCAUGUAUCGAUCAGACUCUCGAGAUCACAACAGGUCCAGUCGCCCCAAAGCUCGAGCUCAACCGCACACGCCAGAGGCUCCUCAGAAGGAGAACAAGACGCAGCUCAUGGUGGAUGAUGUGUUGCAGACAGUGCGGUCGGCUUGUGACUCAAUCGAAGACCAUGCCGAGGAGUUAGGCACGACAAAUGCACUCAAGUUGCUGGCGGAUGCUAUCAAAGAUCUCCAGAAAGAAGACCGAAUCAUGUUGAGUGGUCGUGAUGAAACACCGACAAAGCCCACAAGUCCGUCGAAACAGGACCUGACACCCCAGUACUCUCGGAAGCAGAUGGAUGAAGCUCAGCGCGCUGUGCAAAGCUGCGUGCAGAUGAUUCAGGAUGCCUUCAGACGAGUGGCAGAGGGUAGAGCCGCCGGGGCUGCUACACAGCUCUCCCUGUGCUUUGACCGCCCACCGCGGUCUGCUAAGGAAGUGGCUUUGCGCCUUCAAAGCUUAUUUCACGGCAACCCGACGGUGCCUGUUGAAUACUUAGCUGAGGAAGCGGGCAUGACCUGGCAGAAACCCGCGGCCAGCGCGUGGUUUGCGGAGAAAGGGGGGGAUGCCCGGAAGGUUGUCUUCCGCAUCCACGUGCCAGCAAGGGCUACUUUCCGCAAGGCGUCCAAGAUGAGUCUGCAGUUCACCGUGGAAUCUAGGACACUUACGAUCCAAUCCACCAAGGUAAAUUUGAUCGAGUUUGCGGCACCGUUAGUGGCCGCUUUUGGUCCUGUCGGGACUGCUAGCCCCCUCCAAGGUGCAGCUGUGGAUAUUGAUGUUUCCAAAUACUUGCCCAGGAGGUGA
This is a messenger RNA of Symbiodinium sp. CCMP2592, 4545 nucleotides long. The record is from the annotation of a GenBank genome assembly. NCBI's taxonomy places the organism in Eukaryota, Dinophyceae, Suessiales, Symbiodiniaceae.